AUGGCAACCACGACUAACCAUGAGACUAUUGUCCCUCUCAACUCAACCAAUCUCUUGAACGUUAACAUGUCCAAUGUUACGAAGCUCACGGCCUCCAACUUCCUUAUGUGGAGCCGUCAGGUCCAAGCCUUGCUUAACGGCUAUGGCCUCUCUGGAUACAUCACAGGUGCUACGGUGAUCCCACCUGCGACGAUCACGAAUGCUGAAGUCAACUCUCCCAACCCCGCGUACAAAGCACACCAACGACAAGAUCAACUCAUAUACAGUGCCAUAUUGGGUGCGAUCUCUAGAUAUGGGAGAAACUCUCUGCUACGUAUGCAAAGCCGACUCGAGGACACAUCCAACAGCUCCGACAACAGAUCAAGCAACGGAAGAAAGGCACGAAAUCCUGAUGAGUAUCUGCAAGGUUUUACAACCCGGUUUGACCAGCUUGGACUCCUCGGGAAACCAUUUGAUCUGGAAGAUCAGCUUGAAUUCAUCGUGGAAGGACUUCCCGACGAGUACAAACAAGUCGCUGAUCAGAUACAGGGCCGCGAUGUACCUCUGUCGAUUACUGAAGUUCAUGAAAAGUUGCUGAACCAGGAAGUUAAACUUCAGGACGCCUCACCCAACUCUAUCAUCCCGGUCUCUGCAAAUGUUGCUCAGCCUCGACCUUCCAGCAACAAUAACCGGAACAACAACUCAAGCAACUACCGUGGCCGCUCCAACAAUCGCAACAACAAUAACUCGUGGCAACCACAGCAGCAGUAUCCAUCGCGUCCAGAUCAGACUGCUCGUGGCUAUCAAGGCAAGUGCCAGCUCUGCGGUAUCUACGGCCACAGUGCAAGACGUUGCACGCAGCUUCAACAAACUGGUGGUUAUGGCAACUCCAGCCAGUAUUCGACCUCUUCGGCACCAUGGCAACCUCGCGCCAACAUGGCAGUUACCGCAUACAACCCCAACAACUGGAUCCUUGACAGUGGAGCCACUCACCACCUCACCACCGACUUGAGCAAUCUGGCGCGACUUAGGCAUUCUGGCGCUUCAUCAGCCAUACAAUGGGGGUUCACUUGGCUGUUCCCGUUGAAGUUCAAGUCGCAAGCUCAGGCCACUCUCAUAGCCUUCAAGGCUCUAGUGGAGAAUCAAUUUGAUGAGAAAAUCAAAACCCUAUAUUCUGACAACGGCGGUGAGUACCUUGCUAUGCGCCAAUACCUUCAGACGCACGGCAUCUCCCACCUAACGUCACCACCACAUACUCCUGAGCACAACGGGAUCUCUGAAAGGAAACAUCAACACAUUGUCGAGACUGGCCUUACCCUUCUCAGCCAAGCCUCCAUGCCUCCUUCGUACUGGACGUAUGCCUUCCCCGCUGCCAUAUAUCAUAUCAACCGCAUGCCAAGCCCUUUCCUCAACAACACAUCCCCAUACGCCAAGCUUUUUAAACAAGCUCCAAAUUACUCUAAACUUCGAGUUUUGGGAUGUGAGUGCUAUCUGUGGCUCAGGCCGUAUGCAAACAACAAGAUGGCGAUGCGAUCAAUGGAGUGUGCUUUCCUUGGCUACUCUCUCACCCAGAGCGCUUAUCUUUGUCUUGAUCGCAGCAGUGGCUGCAUCUACCCCACGCGCCAUGUUCAAUUCAUUGAAGAGAAGUUCCCAUUUGCCACGACCUCGUUGCCCAAGUCUCAACCCGAAUCACCACCAACCUCUCCUUCUGUCACCGUCAUUCCUCUUAACCUCACCUCUAACCCGGCGCCACUCGUAGCAGCUCCAUCUAUGCCUCCCCUGAGCAGGGAUCCUCACCGGCGGCUACCAGCCGAAACUCCAUCCUCCUCGCCUUUACCGGCGAAUGAUGCUGUGAUAUCUCACGAUACCACACAAGUGGAAUCAGGUAUUGAAUCAACAGAGACCUCUGGCAAUGCACAGGUAUGUCCUCAACCUCAGUCUGAUUCUAGACUCCCGUCUCUCACCACAACCACCACUCAGCCAGACCAACCUCAUCACCCUGCUCCCACUCAGACCAAUAUACAUCCCAUGCGCACUCGCGGAAAGAACCAGAUACGGAAACCAAACCCCAAACACUCGCUCCUUACCAUCAAAAACCACAGAACCCACAAAUUCUAA
Molecule: messenger RNA, 2097 nt
Organism: Brassica oleracea var. oleracea
Lineage: Eukaryota; Viridiplantae; Streptophyta; Magnoliopsida; Brassicales; Brassicaceae
Exons: 3
Coding region: 1-2097 (698 amino acids)
Biological process (GO): DNA integration
Molecular function (GO): nucleic acid binding
Source: RefSeq, a predicted model, not a curated record